Molecule: messenger RNA, 507 nt
Organism: Penicillium odoratum
Lineage: Eukaryota; Fungi; Ascomycota; Eurotiomycetes; Eurotiales; Aspergillaceae
Exons: 3
Coding region: 1-507 (168 amino acids)
Source: RefSeq, a predicted model, not a curated record
AUGGCUUGCUCACCUGCAUGCUCGGGGCAGCGGAAUGGGACCGUUACGCCUACCAGCGGCGACUGUUGCGCUUAUUUCGACCGCGAGGCGACCAACGCUCGACAUCGUUGCGGUGUGCCGAAUCUGAUUUUCUUCAUCCUCAUACACUGGAUGAUCUCCGAGAGCUUUUUCUUCAUCAAUAUGCAAGGCUACAGUGUCCACAAUGUCAAAAUCAAGAGUACCACUAAGCGCGGCAGCUGUUUUUCGGCUCUGCCAACCUUUGUGGCGUGGAUUGUACUCGCUUCACUAGGACUGAAGAAAUUCAAGACCCAGGCUCCACUGGUCACGCAUUGCAGUGCCGCUGUUAGUGCAUCUUGUCAUCCUCCCCCAGAUGAUGCAGACGCCGCUUUCAAGCCCAUUAUGUGGGGAGAAGUGAUUCGACAAGAAGAUGCACCAGGAGAAGGAGAGUGGAUUGAUUGUGAUUAUCGGGGCAGGCAGAGCUGCCAACGGAUAGUGAACCAGGGCUAG